Molecule: messenger RNA, 957 nt
Organism: Trichomonas vaginalis G3
Lineage: Eukaryota; Parabasalia; Trichomonadida; Trichomonadidae
Product: protein ubiquitination
Exons: 1
Coding region: 1-957 (318 amino acids)
Source: RefSeq, a predicted model, not a curated record
AUGACAAGUUCACAGCAGCCAAAAAAAGAAAAUUGGUGCAAUUACAGUGACCUUAAGCCAAUUAAGGUAUUCGAAUACCCAGAUCAAGCAUCAAAAAUUAUUUGGGGCAUCAAUUCCAAUAAUAUUAUACAAUUAUCUUCGCAAAUUAUCGAAUUAAUAACAACCAACAAAAUAACUAUCCAAAUGGCGCUUCGUUUGAUUGAUGUUUUUUCACAAAUUCGUGAUAAAGAAAUUAAAUUAUUUUCAGAACUUUACCAAAAGAUAUCAAACGCAUUUUCAUACAUCAAUAAACCAGAUAAUGAGAAAUUGGCGACACUUCUACAUUAUCAAGGCUUCAAAUUUGAAAACUUCAAACCUAAAAUAAAAGAAGAAGAAAUUCUGAAUUUAUAUUCAACAGAUUCUCCUUUAUACUAUAUUGCAUGGGAUAAAAUUGAUGAUCUUAAGAGUAAAUUCCCAAACCUUGAUAUUAAUCAGGAGAGUAAUAAAAUCACACCACUUGAUUGUGCAAUUAAAUAUGGCUCAGAAUUAUGUUUCAAUUACUUGAAAAAUUUAGGAGCUCAAUACACUGAUUACUCCGAAAAAUAUGCUGUUCAAGGCGGAAAUCAAAACAUUUUUAUGCAAAUGAUAGAAGAAGGUAAAUCAUUUGAUAACAUGAUUAAUAAAGCAUUGAAUUAUCGACACUAUGAAAUUGUUGAGUACCUUCAAUCAAAUUUUGGACAAACUCCCGAUUCAAUAGCAGAAAAUAUGCAUUUCGGAAAUUAUGAUGUUGCAUCUUAUUUACUUUCUAAUGGAGAAGAUAUCAACAAAAUUCAUGAUCUAUUUCUUUUCAUAUUUAUUAUUGUUUUAUUUAAUUAUCUUUCUUUUCAUAUUUAUCAUUGUUUUAUGACAUUUUCUUUCUUUUCAUAUUUAUUAUUGUUUUAUUUAAUUAUCUUUCUUUUCAUAUUUAUCAUUGUUUGA